Pungitius pungitius (ninespine stickleback) is the source of this 1470-nucleotide messenger RNA. It is a transcript of the gene wdr18, whose product is annotated as WD repeat domain 18. Gene Ontology annotation, biological process: rRNA processing; DNA-templated DNA replication. The record is from RefSeq and is a predicted model, not a curated record. Gene Ontology annotation, cellular component: nuclear pre-replicative complex. The transcript has 10 exons. Bases 76 to 1362 code for a protein of 428 amino acids. Gene Ontology annotation, molecular function: protein binding. Lineage: Eukaryota; Metazoa; Chordata; Actinopteri; Perciformes; Gasterosteidae.
GAUAUGACGUAGCGGGGCUGACAGCGGACCGCCGGUCCCCGCGUGUGCGUUCUGAUUUGUUUUGGUGGAGCCAACAUGGCGGCCCCACUUGAGGUGAUCGUGACCAGUGACUCCGGCUCGCAGUUGUGGAACAGCACCGUGUUCGACCUGCACAGCGGCUCGAGCCUGCUGUCCUACCGGGGAGGGAACAGCGCCGCGCGGACGCUGACCGUCCUCAAUGGCGAGUACCUGCUGUCCGCCCAGCUGGGCAAGAACUUCAUCAACAUGUGGGAGAUCCAGAGGAAGGACCAGCUGCAGCAGAAGAUGGUUUGUCAAGGUCUCGUCACCUGUCUGACCGCCUCGCGCAACGGACUCUUCCUCGUGGCCGGAGUGGCGGAGGCAGUUUACCUGUGGGAGGUGUCUACAGGUAAGCUGCUGUCUGUCCUCAGUCGUCACUAUCAGGACAUCACCUGCCUGAAAUUCACAGACGACAGCAGCCAUUUCGUUUCGGGAGGAAAAGACAACCUCGCUGUGGUGUGGAGUGUCUCCAGUGUGAUCCAGCUGGAUUUAAGCCACACCCCUGAGCCGCGUCACGUCCUGUCUCGUCACUCUCUACCAAUCACGGACCUGCACUGCGGCCUGAUGGGAGCUCAGGCCAGAGUCGCCACCGCCUCGUUAGACCAAACCGUCAAGGUGUGGGAGUUGUCCUCGGGUGAGCUGCUCCUGUCCGUCCUGUUUGAUGUGGAGAUCAUGUCCGUGACCUUUGACCCCUGCGAGUACUUCCUGUUCUGCGGCGGCAGUGACGGCAACAUUUUCCAGGUGUCUCUGUGCAGCCAGAGUCUUAGUCGGGACAAGACGUUCCAGUCGGACAACGACGGGAACCAGGUCUUCAAAGGACACAGGAACCUGGUGACGUGUCUGUCUGUGUCCAUGGACGGGACUCUGCUCCUCUCCGGUUCCCAUGACGAGACGGCUCGGCUCUGGGACGUCCAGAGCAAACAGAGCAUCCGCUGCCUCGCCCACAAAGGUCCGGUGACCAACGCAGUCAUCAUGGCGGCUCCGGCCAACAUGUUCCUGCCCGACAGCCGGCCCGGCGUCCCGCUGCCGCGCUUCAGCCGGCACCUGCACGCCUCCGAGGGCGGCGACUCGGGCGAGGUGUGCGUCCGCCUGGGACUCUACACGCAGGACGAGGAGCAGACGUACCUGCAGAAAGCUGACAGGCUGAACAACUUGAUGAACGCUGUGACUGACAAGUCGGUGUUCGGGGACGGGGAGAACACCAAGGUCCGGGUGGCGGAGCUCGAAGAGGAGGUCCAGACUCUGAAGAAGGUCAACAAAGACCUGUACGACUUCUCCAGCCAGCUGCUCACCAAACCCACAUAAACACACACACACACACACACACACACACAGACACACACACGCCAUUCAAACACACAAUCUGUGAUGAUUUUUGUUGUUGGAAAAUAAAAGUGUUUUGUUUUUGUAGAA